AUGGCAAUCGAUUUUUCAAACAUCACCGAGUCAGCUCAAAUGGUAGUCAUGUGGAGUGUAGUAGAACCUGAGCUCGCCCUCAUCUGCGCCAACAUGCCUCUACUCAAGACUGUUUUGUCGUACAUGAUGCCGUCAUUCUUCUCCUCCUCUAACCGCCGCAACAAUUACGACAAAUAUGGCUCCGAGCAACAGACUUUCUCUCGACUACAAGACGGCCAGAUGCCGUCAGCUAAUACCGGUCCAAACACCAUCUACCCAAUGAAAAGACUGGAUCUAGUCCAGAAUCGCAGAGAAUCCUCGGGAAAGGAGGAGACAGAUUUGCAAGUACGGAAAGCCUUGAAUCCCACAGCUUGGGCGUACCUAUUGGUUUAG
Molecule: messenger RNA, 372 nt
Organism: Penicillium taxi
Lineage: Eukaryota; Fungi; Ascomycota; Eurotiomycetes; Eurotiales; Aspergillaceae
Exons: 2
Coding region: 1-372 (123 amino acids)
Source: RefSeq, a predicted model, not a curated record